Molecule: messenger RNA, 1408 nt
Organism: Eupeodes corollae
Lineage: Eukaryota; Metazoa; Arthropoda; Insecta; Diptera; Syrphidae
Product: N(G),N(G)-dimethylarginine dimethylaminohydrolase 1
Exons: 7
Coding region: 394-1200 (268 amino acids)
Biological process (GO): arginine metabolic process; positive regulation of nitric oxide biosynthetic process
Molecular function (GO): dimethylargininase activity; amino acid binding
Source: RefSeq, a predicted model, not a curated record
UCACAGCAUCGUCGACAUCGAUAAGGUGGUCGAUGAUUGUUCGUGGUUCGUGGUCGUGGUGGUUUCGGUUUGGGUUCCGCUCUUCUGCUGCUGUAGCUGUUUUGCUUUUCUGUUGAUUUGUUCCAAAAACAAAAAGUGUUUCUGUCCUCCAGGCCUACAGGUCUCUCUCUAGUCUUGGGUUCCUUUCAAUUUGGUUUGUUUAUCUUUAUUUUGAUAAAUCGAAAUCCACCCGAAACUCGAAGGAAACGCAAACCAAACGAACAAGUGUCUAAAAACCAAAACCAAGUGCGGGAAUGUGUACACACCCGAAAAUGUGCAAUUAAACUUUUUAUUAGUUUAAAAGUUAACCUUAGUAAAUCAAUUAUUAUAAUUAUUAUAGUAUUUUUAAACAAAAUGUCCCUGAAAUUCACUCACGCAAUUGUAACUAGGCUUUCCGAGUCUUUAUGUGGUGCUGGAGACUUUGAUGUGCAACUUGCCAAGAAGCAGCAUGAAGCCUACGUGAGUCUAUUGCGGGAAAUUGGUUUGGACGUAAUUGAAUUGCCGCCCGAUGAUAGUUUGCCAGAAAGCGUAUUUGUUGAAAAUACAGCUGUGAUAUGCAAUGGAGUCGCCUUAAUUGCCAAAUCUAAAAACCCAAUACGCCAACGUGAGGCUGAUAGUAUGAAAAUUAUUCUUAAAAAAGAGUUAGACAUACCUGUAGUUGAAAUGCCAUAUCCAAAUGCGGUAUUAGAUGGAGGCGAUGUUUUGUUCACGGGUCGAGAGUUUUUCGUAGGACUGUCGGAGCGAACUAAUGAAGAGGGAGCCAGAGCAGUCGCAACAACAUUCCCCGAAUACCCAUGCACUCCCAUAAAGAUAUCUGGACAUAAACCUUUGAAAUAUUAUGUGACCCUUGCGGGACCUGAUGUCUUAGCCGUUACGACAUCGGAGAGUUCGCAACAGAUUCUAAAGCGCAUGGAAAGAGAAGCCAGUUUUGCCUAUCAGACACUAACACUUCCCGAAGAGCAUGCAGCCAAUAUGCUCUACAUAAAUGGCACCCUUAUUCACCGAUCGCCAGGAGAAAUAUCACAAUCGCACAAAAUAAUUAAGGAAAAAGUUGAUAUUCCAAGUCGAAAUAUUGAUAUAAGCGAAUUUAGUAAAUUUUCCAGUGGAUUGACAUCGUGUUGUCUACUUUUACGCCGAUGGAAGUCUAUACGUAGUCUUUAACUAGAAUUUUUUACCUCUCGUCUAAUAUAAAUUCAUCCGCACGCACAAACGUAUAUAAUAGUAAAUGUCUUCUGUUUUUCUUUUUAGUAUGUUUUAUUUAUUUAUACAUAAUAAUAUAAUAUAGCAAUUCUUGUAAUAUUAUAGUAAUUUAUUAAUAUAAAAUUAAAAUCUCGAAUUAUACACACGUUAAAAUAAGUGAUUUUUUUUC